Molecule: messenger RNA, 3168 nt
Organism: Sinocyclocheilus rhinocerous
Lineage: Eukaryota; Metazoa; Chordata; Actinopteri; Cypriniformes; Cyprinidae
Product: VPS9 domain-containing protein 1-like
Exons: 16
Coding region: 6-2084 (692 amino acids)
Biological process (GO): vesicle-mediated transport
Cellular component (GO): endocytic vesicle; cytosol
Molecular function (GO): guanyl-nucleotide exchange factor activity; small GTPase binding
Source: RefSeq, a predicted model, not a curated record
GCAGGAUGGCCGCCCCUGUAAGUGACAGCAGUCAGAGACCGCUGCAGAAUGCCAUGAGACUUGUAAAAUUGGCCAUUCAGCUGGAUACUGGCAACAGACACAAGGAGGCCUACUGUGAAUACUUGAGAAGUAUCAGCUACAUCUCUCAUGCUUUGCUUGAAGAUGCCACAUCUAAACAGAUGGAGUCGGUGGAAUUGGAGAAAAUGGUGAAACUAGUUGAGCAAUGUUUAGAGAGGAUUAAAUCAUGCAUCAUAAGAAAGCGAGAGUCCCCAACACCCGUCAUCUCCUCCACUCCUCUGUCCGCUUCCCAGCAGACCACCAUUCCUGUUAUUAAUGUGACAAAUCAUCCCAAAAUGACAGAAACACCUAAUGCAGCUGCAUUGGUUUCUGAGACCCAAAGUAGACAGCAGCCCACCAGACAUCGCAGAGUCCUCUCUGAGGGAGGGAAGACCGACUCCCCCUUCCUGCCACCUGAAGUCUUCCAGAAGCUUCAGUCAAUGGAAUCACAAGACAACCGAAAGGAAUUAACGCCUAUUGAAGAAGCAUCACGUCUCAACCAGAAACUUAAGGCUAAUUAUGAGGCUCGGCUGGCAAGACUUACCCCUGGUCAGGCCACACAAAAAACCUCAUUGACUCUCUCACUCCAGAGGCAGAUGAUGGAGAAUCUGAUAAUAGCCAAAGCCAGGCAAGAUGCACUUCAAAGAAAAAUGGAGGAAAGGAGACUCAGGCUGCAGGAAGAAGCCAACAGGAGGUUUGUGACCUGUGGGACCAUGACAGCUGAGGAACAAGAGCAGCGGGUUCUGUAUGCAAGUGUACUUGAAUAUGAGCAAGAUCAUGAAUGGCCAAAAAUUUGGAAAGCUAAUCUGAAAAAGAAUCCAAAUGAUCCAACGUUGGUUUCAGGUCUUAUCUCAUGUCUUCUCAGCUACCCAGACCACCCAGUCAUGAAGUUGCUGAAGAGGCUUCAGUAUCGGGUGUAUAACAGACUGUAUCCUAUAGUGAGCCAGUGUGUUCCUCUGAGCACAGCACCUGGUCACUCACUACCCUUAAAGCCCUCCCGCAGUGCCCAAAGCCUGCUCCUGUCCGACAGUCCAAUCUCUCCACAGCAGCAGCAGAGCCCGCUCAAAUCUGCUAUGACACACAGCUUAUCUGAUGCCUCCAUCUCUUUUUCCCCAUCCCACGACCUCAAUGCCAACAACACAAAGUCUGAGACAGACCCGGAUGAGUCCUCAACUGUGGUCUCUACAGAUAGGGAGAACUCUUUUGAGGAUCUAGAGAAGUUUCUUACUCAGCUGGACUGGGUUCCUUCUCACAGUGGUGAUGAUACAGACUCUGAUGUGACCUUCGACACAACACACAUAGACCCAGAGUCUCAUGUUCAUCAUCUUGAGGAUCGUGCUUUGAAGGAACAUUUGAAGGCCAUCAUCAAAGACAUCCACAUUUCUAUUGAUCGCCUGCUGUCUCUGUGUCUUCUGUCCUUUGAAUGUCUCAACACUGCAAAUUCUAAGGACCAAUGCGUGGCGAGUAUAGAGGAAGUCUUCUUCACCCCUAUUUGGUGCCCUCUGUCGGCACUUUUUAGGAAGGUGUAUCGAGAACGGGAGCUGGCUGUUGAGAGCAGCAUGCGUUUUCAUCGUAAUGUGUCACCUGGUGAUGUUGGUGUACCAUCCAAACUGUUCCCCAGAGACCCAGCUGUGCUGCACGGUUCCUACCCAUACGAGUCAGCGGUGCAGGAGCUGAAGCUUCUGUAUAGAGACUAUUGUCCUCAGAAGAAACUGGAGUGUAUAGUGAGAACUCUACGAAUCAUAUGUGGCUGUGCUGAAGAGUACUGCCUCCUGCAAGAAAAUGAUCCUCCACCCAAAUCAGCAGCAAUAGGUGCUGAUGACCUGUUGCCCAUCUUGGCGUUCGUGGCUUUACGCAGUGAAAUGCCUCAGCUGGUGUCUGAAUGUGCUGCAUUGGAAGAAUUCAUUCACGAGGGGUAUCUGAUCGGAGAGGAAGGGUACUGCCUGACAUCAAUGCAGAGCGCGCUGACCUACGUUGAGUCAUUGACCUUGGGUGGGGCUCCGCCCCUGACUGCCAAACCCACCUGACAUAGGGGCCUUAGCCUACGGAAAGAUCUCAUGGUGUUUUGACAGUCCUCAGGAGUUGGUGUAUCUCAUCUGCUUGGUCUGUUUAGUCCCAAAUCAGGCCAGACAUCAGUUCUGUUAAAAUCUUCCCCACCUACGGCUUUGAAGGGACUGGAGAAGGUUAUUCUCUGCGUUUGGGCACUACAGGGCAGGUUCAUCCGAAUGUGGUUUAAAAAAAAAAAGAGACUGAAUGGGAUGAAAUUAGCAAGAUGUUAGGAAAGGACUUGUGGAAAGUUUAGUUAAAAAAAUCUUUAUCAAUGUGUGUAUAUUCUAAUCCCAUUGAUUUAUUUUUUUUUCUUGUCCAAAUGUAUUUCCCAGAGAAUUUUACUAUGGAAAUGAAAGACUAAAGCACUACUAGCAUUUGUUAACCCUAUUUAUUAAACAAUAUAAAAAGUGACACUAAUUCAGAGUUUUUGUAUUAUUUUAGCUCAGAAUUUUAUCCAUUUUGAGCUUAACUAUAUAUGGAGAAAAAUUGUCGAAACAAGUUCUCUUAAAGGGAACUUAUAUACUCUAAGCUGCGCAUUUCUUUUGCAAGUAAAUAUACCACUAAGCAGAACAGGCAUCAUGGUAUUAAGCAGUAUGUGUUUUAUCUGUCUCUUUUUAAAUAUCUUAACUUUAUUUAAAUGCUUUUCACUCUAAUAGUCAAAGAAGUGAAAUCAAUGUGAAAAAAAAAAUUUUGGAUGUGCAAGAAAGAUUAAUGCUGCUGAACCAUCUGUCUUCAUUCUGACAUUGCUGAUGUUGAGGGGAUUGAAUAGAAAAUAGGCAUAAUAAAAUUGUGUGCGUGCAAAUGCAUAUAUAUAUAUAUAUAUAUAUAUAUGCGUUUUGUCUGAGCAGAAUGUUUGUUUUCUGUUUGUUGCUAAAGAUAUGUAAUGUGAAUUGAUGAAUGUAGCCUGAAUCUCUUUGCCUGGGAGACAGUGGCCAUGUAUUUUUUACAAAACCUUCCCAAGUUCUUCAUACCUGAUCAUUAGAAUUGGAUAAUGCACAUGGGCAUGGUUUGAAAGUGCGUGGCAUGUGAAUUUUCUAACAAUAAAGACAUAUGUAACCCUGU